Molecule: messenger RNA, 1394 nt
Organism: Musca domestica (house fly)
Lineage: Eukaryota; Metazoa; Arthropoda; Insecta; Diptera; Muscidae
Gene: Dlip2
Exons: 1
Coding region: 6-1133 (375 amino acids)
Molecular function (GO): sequence-specific DNA binding
Source: RefSeq, a predicted model, not a curated record
AUUACAUGUUUGCCUUGGUUCGUUGGGGAACGUCUUUUAUUUUGGUGUCACACGCGCUCCUCAUUUGCACAAACAAAAAAGAAAGCGCGGCUUGGUAUCACCUCCCAGCAAGGACAUUUGAAAGAGAGACAGACGCCUCCGACAAAAUGUCCGUACGAAAUUGCUUGUACAAAAAAUGCCAGAAUUUCAUUACCACUGGAGAUAAAACCUCACGCAGUAAACCCAAUCUAACUCUGUUUGCCUUUCCCAAGGACGUCGAACGACGAAAAAAGUGGUUGGAGUUGGGAAAGGCCCCAGCCAAUUUACCCAUAAACUACUAUUUUUAUUGUUCGGAUCAUUUUGAUAAGUGUUUCCUAAAUGUUGGACACCGGCGAACAACACUGGUGGGAGAGGCCAUACCACAUGCCUACCAAUCGGACAAUGAAGAUGAUGAAGAUCUGGAGUACAGUGGAAAAGUUGAGUAUGUUAAUUACGAUGACGAUUGGUAUUUGAAAGAUGAGGAUAACAACUUCGACCAGGGAGGAGAAGAAAGGCAACAGCACACAAUUGUUGAAUCGACGACCACAACAACCAUUAAUUAUGAUGAUGAUAUGCAGCUCAUUGUCAAGGAAUUGGGCUUGUCUAAAGAUAAUCACACAAAUUCUGGUCAAUCCAGUGGCUCCGCAAAUGUGGAAAAUAAAACAUAUAAGAGGAAAAUACGCAAUCUGGAGGCCACAACAUCUGUGCCGAGCAAUAAAAUCAAAUUUCUACAGCACACGGAAUCAUUAACAACUCUACCAACCCCAGCAGAAAACAACAUUCGCAUUGUCUCGAGCUCUUCGAUUCCAUCGUAUACAGUAUUGGAUUCUAAUGGUUAUAUAUCGUUGGAUUUAAAUGAAGAUAACAAGCCAUCCACCUGCAAAAAUAUUAUUAAAGAGGUUGAGGCAAAUGUGGACAGGGAGGAGUCCAUUGUCGAAUUAAAUCCUGAGAAACUUAUCGAUGCUGAAAACGUGUCAUCGUUUAUAUUCAAGGGUGAGGAGUAUGUACAAAUGUCAAAGGACUAUUAUAUUAAGGAAAAACUAGAGCUGGUAAAGCAGCUGGAAAAAUUAAAAAAUACCGUUGCAGGUAUUAAGAAAUUACUAAAGGACACAUAGUAUGUUUUAUUAUGUAUAGUUUUAGUUGAUUAAGAUAAGUAUCUAAAAAAAUAAUUACAAAUUUUUAACUCAAAUAAAUUUAGGGAAAAUGUUAAACUCAAAAAGUUUUUUUUUUAAUUUUUAAUAAUCGGUAGAAAAUUGAACAACAUAUUUUUAUGAUUAGAAAGGAAUACAUGCUAACAAAAUGUUUUUUUUUUAAUUAACACCAUUACAACUUAAAAAUAGCAAUAAAAUAUUAUUUCCUAAAAACUAGACACAUAA